Molecule: messenger RNA, 2406 nt
Organism: Mytilus californianus (California mussel)
Lineage: Eukaryota; Metazoa; Mollusca; Bivalvia; Mytilida; Mytilidae
Exons: 3
Coding region: 50-859 (269 amino acids)
Source: RefSeq, a predicted model, not a curated record
CAUUGUUAACAUGGCGUAUGUAUGAUGUUGAUAUUUUAACGUAAAUUAAAUGGAAGUUGCUCAGGUAAAACAUAAGUCUGAAGGUGUGAAGCAUUGUUGUUACGAGACAUGUAAUAGUGACACAAGAUAUAGACAUCGUGAUGACAUGAAUGAUGUGUUUUUCAUUCCUUUUCCCAAGCCUAUCACGCAACGGGAGAAAUGUGAACGUUGGAUUAAGGCAUGUGGGAGACCCAAGGAGGAUUUUAAUGUGGACAAGAUCAAACGGUGUACAUACAUGUGUAGUAAACACUUCGUUGGUUGUAAAGGACCAACUGAACUUCAUCCGGACCCAUUGCCUGCACUGUUGCACAAUGAGGAACAGAUUGACCGCUUUAAGAGGAAAAGAAAAGCUCCCACACCAAGAAAACAACAUAUAAAAAUCUUAAGGAAAGAUGUGACUGCGGCAGCUGAAAGUCUUCUUGAGUUGCCCGAAUACACUGUAUCAGAUCAAAGUAUUGACAAGAAUUGUACUGAAUCAAUGACGUCUACACCGGCUCAAUGUGAAACAUAUCAAGAGAAAACUGUACAAACUGAAUCAGUCAUUCAACAUAACAAGGAAGUUCAAACUGUUUAUGGAAAAGAAAUACUAAACGCAAAGAUUGAAAACAUGGUAUUAAAAAACAAAAUGAAAGUAGAACAAAAUCAGGAAAAUAAAAAUGCAUCUUCUGAUGCGAUGCUGUCAUUAGAAGGUUUAAAAAGUGAUGAUGUAAGAAUGAAAUUAUUUACAGGACUACAAUAUAAUCAAUUUAUGACAUUAUUUGAAUUUCUUGGUAAAAAGAUGUGGUAUGAGUGCCAAUUAGACAACUCUCCAUCCAAGUAAAAAUUUAUAAAAGUAAACCAUUAUAGGUCACAGUACGGUCUUCAACACGGAGCCUUGGCUCACACCGAACAGUAAGCUAUAAAGGGCCCCAAAAAAGUACUAGUGUAAAACCAUUCAAACGGGAAAACCAACGGGAAAGUCUACAUAAACUGACAUACUGGGAUGGCAAAAAAACAAGGGAAAAUGCGGAAAAAGGAAAUCGUAAACUAGAGCCAAAAGAAGAACUAUUUCUAACAUUGGUACGCUUGAAAAGAGGAUUUAAUCUAGAUGUCAUGUCACACUUCUUUCGACUUUCAUCUUCAACAGUAAGCGUGAUAUUUACAACAUGGAUUCAGUUUUUAUAUUGCCAUUUUAACGACUAUAGAAAUAUUAUGUUCCCAGAACGUCAGCACUUUAAAGAGUAUAUGCCACGUGUUUUCAGAUGUUUCAAAAACAUACGAUGCACAAUUGAUUGUACAGAAUUUUUUGUUCAAAUGCCAAGAGACUUUCGGCGUCAAGGAAAUUUGUAUUCCUCAUAUAAAAGUCAUCAUACAUAUAAAUGUCUUAUAGGAGUAGCCCCAAAUCUUGCAAUAGUUUAUGUGUCUAAUUUAUAUGAAGGAUCUAUAAGUGAUAGAGCAAUUGUUGAAAAAUGUGGCUUUUUGGAAUACAUUAAUCCAGGUGAUCUUGUCCUGGCCGAUCGAGGCUUUGUGAUAGAAGAUUUGCUAAUGGCAAGACAAGCAAUCCUUAACAUUCCGCCUUUUCUUGGGAAAAGGUCUAAAUUUACUGCUCAGGAAGAGUUGCAGACCCGUCGUAUUGCUAAAGCGAGAAUACAUGUAGAAAGAGUGAUUGAAAGAGUAAAAAAAAUUAAAUAACUGAGUGGGAAUAUUCCAUUAUCACUAACACAAAUAUCAGACCAAAUGGUUUUUGUAGCAUGCUGCUUGGUUUCAAGAACCACUUGUCAAGUAACAGGAAUGAGUGAUGUACAUGUACAUACUACUGACUAUAUGGUAUGGGUUUCGCUCAUUGUUGAAGGCUGUAUGGUGACCUUUUAUGUAUAGACUUAUUUGUUAACUUCUCGCUGUUUUCUAUGCUAGUCUCUGGUUGAGAGUUGUCUCAUUCCCAAUUAUACCACAUCUUCUUAUUUAUGACAAUGAACUUUGUUGUAUGAAUGAUAAAAAACAUUUUUAAACUGAUAAAACAAUUGUAUUCGUGGUUUAAUAUUAUGCACAUUUGUCAUGUUUGUAAGACUAUAAUAUUUUAGAAGUGAUUUUAUGAAUAAAUUUUCAUCAGAACCUCUCAAAGUGAAAAUCAAUGAACACAUGUAUACUUUCAUCAAUUUGUUAAGAGCUACAUGUAAUAGUAACAAUUUACAUCAUUAUCAAAGAAGGAUUUUUCCUGUUUUUUUAUUGAGAAAAUCAGUACAUGUACAUGUACUAAGAUUAAUAUAGUAACAAAAAAUUAAUAUAACCAUUUAAUGAACCGGCUUGUUUGAUUUAUAUAACGUUAAGACGUGUACACAUAACACAUAUAUAUACAAUGUACUUAUAUUUUAUAAAUCUAAAAUAAUU